Messenger RNA from Closterium sp. Naga37s-1, 1410 nucleotides. Lineage: Eukaryota; Viridiplantae; Streptophyta; Zygnematophyceae; Desmidiales; Closteriaceae. The record is from the annotation of a GenBank genome assembly.
AUGCGCCGAGAGUGCGGCGGCGACAGCUUCGGGUUCGCCCACUGCGCCCUUAGGAGUAGCUGGACUUUCGUCGCGCAGCAAUUCCUAGCUCCUCCUUUUUCCUUUCAGUCCCCUCCCCCACUCUCCACGCAAUCCCCAUCGCCCUCUCCCUGUUCCCUCUUCCUUUCCGCGGCAGCGACCACAGGGCGGGCGGCAGGGCAGCCGAGGAGGCAGGAAGCCCGAGGAGGGGCGGGAGGGGGGAAGAGCAGGACGGCAAAGUAUCGGUUCAUACGUUUCUCUCAUUCUGUACCACGCCCAUCCCUCCCGUGCCCACCGUUCACCCACCCUGCGCCCACAGAGCUCUCAUCGCGGCCAUCUGCGGACGCCAAGCCCUACAAGCCGCCCAUGGACCUCGCCAUGUGGGACUUUGGGCAGUGCGACAGCAAGCGCUGCACGGGGCGCAAGCUGCUGCGCCUGAGGCUCAUUCGGGAGAUGCGUGUGCAGCAGCGCUUUGGGGGCAUCUGCCUCAGUCCAACAGGCCAGAGGGCGGUGUCGAGGGCAGACGCGCCGCUGCUGGCAGCCAAGGGGCUGGCCGUGGUGGACUGCUCGUGGGCUCGCCUUGGAGAUGUGCCCUUCGCUGCCCUCAAGUCGGGUGCUCCCAGGCUGUUGCCGUGGCUGGUGGCUGCCAAUCCAGUCAACUACGGCAAGCCCUGCCAGCUGUCAUGCGUUGAGGCCAUGGCUGCUGCUCUCUACAUCUGUGGCGACAAGCAAACAGCCUCGGAGCUGCUCAGUCGCUUCAAGUGGGGCCACGCCUUCCUCUCCCUCAACAGUGAGCUACUGGAGGCGUAUGCGGCGUGUGCGGACGGGGCGGAGGUGAUAGCGGCACAGCACAGGUGGAUGGAGAGGGAGGCGGAGCUCGCACAGGCCAGACAUGCCGGCACAGAUGUGCCUUCCCCAGGCAGCAGCGGAAGCGACUCAGAAGGUUCUGAUUCUGAUGAAGAUGCUGCACCUCUGUUCCGCAACCCAAAUCAUGGUGCUGGGUGGGGGAGAGGGGGUAGAGGAGGGGAGGAUGAGGAAGAUGAGGAGGAAGAUGAGGAGGAGGAUGAGAAGGAUGAGGAGGAGGGUGAGGAGGAGGAGGAUGAGGAUGAGGGUGAGGAGGAGGAAGGGCCGCCCAUUCUUCGCUUUUCCACCACCCGCCCCUUCAUGGUGCAAAUGGAUGGGAGGGGCCAAAUGGGAGGGCAACGGGAGGGGGCAUAUGAAGGGCAGGAAACAGAGUUGCCGCACACCGUGGUGCCACUGCCACUGGCCUGCUGGGCCGGCAGCGGCGACAAGAAGAAGGCGUUCGUCAGGCCGAAGCCUCUUGCCUUGAGUGCCACCGUCGUCCGCGCCAGCGGGGCUGGCCAGGCGAUGAGCCCGUUGAAGGUUGCGUGA